CAUACCGGUGAUCAUCAUUCGUUCAACCGAUCUCAAUCAUGCAGGUGCUAGCUAUUCUGGCCAUCGUAGUGGUGUCUGCCGCUGGUAAGGGCUCCGGGCCCUACCUGCCCAGUGGGUGGAGACCAAGUGGACCAGCAUUCUACCUGCCUAAUGAAGUUCAGAAACCAGCUGAAAACCUCCAAGACGUGAUCCUAGGCUCAGAAGCGUCAGGAUCUGAUGCUCUAAGAGAGUAUGGACCGCCCAAACUGGAGAUCUCAGUGAACCAGGCGUUACCUGAUGUGGCAAUUGAGCAGAACUUCGUUGAUGCUGCAGUGUCUUCGGGAGAGGAGGUCUCGAGUAUUGUACUGGGAAGAGUGGUUGAAGAGUCUACAGGAGUAGCGGUUGAAGAAUCUUCAGAAAACGCUGAACAACCAACAACAGAAGGGCAAAUCAACGUGGAAGUUGUAUAUGAAACUACCCCCGAAAUAAUAGUUGAGAAGAGCAACGGAGAAAUUCUAGCUGAAAUCGAAGAGACGGUCAUACCUGCCACAGAAUCUGUUGCUAUCGUACCUGUGACGGAAUCUGUUGAUGCACCUCAAGAAACUACCACGGAAGAUGCUGUUGAUGUGAGGAAUAUACAGCUGGGAGAAUUGAGUCACUUGGAAGUUAUUGUACCUGAAGUUUUGGCGAGCUUGGAGGAAGCUAUCAAGACCGAGAUCGAAAUCAACCAGCAAGUAGCUGAUUCAUCAUCACAAGAAACUUCUGGGUCAUCCGAGCAGGUGCCCGAGGGUUUCCUAGAGUACGGUCCUCCUGGGUUCAAGGAGUACGGUCCUCCUAAAGAAGAUCUGAAUACUGUUGCCAUACAAGGUCUGUUGAGCCAAGCCUCGGUGGAGACCAACGAGGCUAGACGGAGACGUUUUUCACCGAAAUUUAAACCAGUAAAGAAGUUACAUUAAGAUGAAAAAUCGAAUAGGUACCUAAUAAAAAAACAAAGGGAACAGUGCUCAA
Molecule: messenger RNA, 987 nt
Organism: Aricia agestis (brown argus)
Lineage: Eukaryota; Metazoa; Arthropoda; Insecta; Lepidoptera; Lycaenidae
Exons: 8
Coding region: 39-935 (298 amino acids)
Source: RefSeq, a predicted model, not a curated record